AUGCUUCCACCCUAUAACCAACCUCCUAUCACGAUACACACUCCCGCGUCUUGCACGGCCAACAUUCCACCGCUCAACCUCAGUCUCGUCGCAGACAGGGACACCGACUCUGUUGCCCUCUCCCAGGUGUUUCAAUGUAGGGCCAACCAUGCGCCGUGGCUGGCGGGCCCGGGGUCGCCGGGUCUCAGUGACUACCCGCACCGCUAA
This is a messenger RNA of Akanthomyces muscarius, 207 nucleotides long. RefSeq lists its product as uncharacterized. The coding region runs from base 1 to 207 and encodes 68 amino acids. The transcript has 3 exons. The record is from RefSeq and is a predicted model, not a curated record. Lineage: Eukaryota; Fungi; Ascomycota; Sordariomycetes; Hypocreales; Cordycipitaceae.